CUGGAAAGGCCCAGGGAAGGGCCUGGAGGCCUCCGGAAAGGCCCGGGGAGGGUCAAGGAAGCCCGAGGAGGCCCAGGAAGGCCCCAGAAGGUCCAGGACGCCGAGGGGAAAGUCAGAGAAGGCCCGGGAGGCUCAGGCUUUCCUGCGAGGCCCGGGGCGGCCUCUCCAGGCCAGGCUGGCCGAGUGGGCUGCGCAGCCCCAGAGGGGGCCGUGCGGGGCGCAGGGACAGGGCCUGAGGCUGGUCGUCCUCCCCUGGCGGCGGCGUGCGUCCCGCGGGCUCGGCAGCCGGGUGACCCCCGAGAGGCUCUGCGCCUGGGCGGCCACCGGCGACCCCGCGGCCCGCGAAUACCGGUGGACCUGGUGGAACGCGAGGCCUCCCGGGGCGCCCCCGCUCUCUGGUAGUUGCCGGGAGACCCGGCCGGUGGGGAAGCCCGCGGAGCCGCAGCCCCGGCCCCGGCGCCGGCAGGUCUCUCUGGGCCCUCUCUGGGCCCCGCCUGGGCCCUGGGCCCGACUCCCACCCCUGCGCCGGCCCGCGGGCUUCGCAGUCCCUACACCGCCGACCCGGCUGCGCUCGAGGCUGCCCGCCGCCCUCUCUGUCCCCCGCUGCAGGAAGCCCGAGGCAGAGGGGGCGCCCUCCAAGCCGUCAGCCACGCACGCGGAGGCGCUGGGGCCUCGGGGCGGCGCACCAGGAGAGAACGCCGGGGAGGACACUGGGGCCUUCGGCGAGGUGGGGAUUUUAAGGAAACAGAGCAGCAGCUACAACAAAAUGGGGAGAAGAAAUGAGACCUGUGGUAACAGCCUACGUGUGUCAAACGUCUCUCAGGAGAACUUAUCUCACUGGAAUUUGGAUUCAGAAGUGCCUGUUCCUGAAAACAAAAUCCUCCCAGCUGGAAGGGAUAGAGCAGCAGGUGGCAAAAUUAACAAGAACUAUUUGGAAAUUCCAGUGGAGCAGCCGAUGCCAGAACCUAAUUUGUCGGCACAUACUCAAAAAAGUACACAGAAUAGUAAACAAGGGAUCUUUCAAUUAUGGAAUUGUGCUCUUAAUGAAGGAAGUACCAUAGAGAAGAGGGAAUUCAAAAAAUCUUCAGUGGAAACUGGCUUUAAUGUAACCAGUAAUCCUAUCAGGGUCUUCACUCUGAGCCACCCAUUCACAAGCACUUCAGCUGAUGAGCAGGUUGGUCCUUACCCUGGACUGCCGGUGCCACUAGGUCUCUGCUGGCCCCAUGCUGAUGGAGACUUUUUCAACAACAGAAAUGAGAUUCAAUUUAGUUCAUGUUCAACUAUAGAAAACAACGAUGGUGAAACGUUACCUGCUGCAAAUUGGAAUUUGAAACACGGAAGCAGCAGUGUGGAAGAAAAUUUAACAGAUGAAAGUGACUUAUCAGAAAAUGAGAAAGCAAAUGAUACUUUACUUAGCUCUUUUAAAAAGGUGGACCUGAACUUGAAGCCAGAAACAAUAAAAAAUGUUGAGGAACCUUUCACCGAGGAGCCAAAUGAAGUAUUUCCAUAUCCUGAUUUUCUCCCUCCUGCUUUCAGUACUCUAGACUUGCACAAUUUAGCCCUCUCCAAAUCUGACAAUUGGAAAGCAACAGUGGAACCUGCAGAAAGCUCUAUUGAACACUUGAUAACUCGUUUACUGGAACUAGAACGAUUACAACAUAUGACUAUUCAAAAAGAGAGGCCAAGACUACCAGCGACUUUCUGUACUCCAGCAGUAACUGAACGACCCUCUUCCUCCAAAGCUACACCAAAAGCGAGACAGCUAAAACUUUGUGACUCUUUGAGUCUUCAGAUACCUUGUGUAGAUAAAAGUCAAGAAAGAAGUAAAAACAACUCUGGUUCUUGCAAACUUGAGCAAAAUGCUUUAAAAUGGAAUUGGAGCAAUGCUGGCAAAUAUAAAUGGAAUACUAGACCACCGCCUCUAAAAAGUUCUUCCACCACAAAACAAUUGACUGAAACUUAUAAGAAUCCCAAAAGUUAUAUUUUAAAUCCAUGCCAAGAACUUUCAUCCAAGCCUACUACUGGCCAAACAACUCAAUCACUGCUUAAAAUGGUCUCCACAAGAUGUCUGCCAUCGAGGUCUCUAAUGCCAGUUUCACCUAUACCUCUGUCUUUUCCCGAAAAUCAGAAGGAAGAAAUUAAGGCACCGAAGAGAAACUUUGGGACCAAAAAGAAACUUUACCGACAAAAUACAGUGUUGAAUAGACCGUUCUCUAUUCAGAAGCUAAACUGUUUGUCACCUUCCCUUAUUGCUAAGGAUAAGUGCUGCUCACCCAUUGAACAAAAAUAACUCUUUUCUUUCACACAUCUCAGUGUGAACAGAUCUAUUCUAAGAAGCCCAACUAAGAUAUGGUUAAUUAUUCCAAGACACAGGUACUGUUAACAAUCCCCCAAAAUCACCAAACGGUUGCUUGAUGUGAUAUGGAGUGGAACUUGUGAAGAGCACUGCUGAGAUGUCUAUAUAUAAACCCACAGGCUUCUAUACUGACAUAUUUGCAUGUUGUGUUUCAAAUAAAUGGUUCACUUAGUAGACUAUUCUAUUCAAAAGGCUAUUGUUUUUUCAGUGAUUGUUUUCCAGCAUCAUUCCAUCAAUAAAUGGUAUAAUUGACUUAUUGCA
Molecule: messenger RNA, 2617 nt
Organism: Macaca mulatta (Rhesus monkey)
Lineage: Eukaryota; Metazoa; Chordata; Mammalia; Primates; Cercopithecidae
Source: RefSeq, a predicted model, not a curated record